AUCCCUAAAUUUGAAUGCAGGAUGGCUCUCAAAAUUAAUAUCAGAAAUGAGAGUGUGUGAAUCAGAGAGAGAGAGGGGAAGAUGGAUUACAGCCUAGCAGCGCUGAAGGUGAUGUGCGGACAGCUGAGAAAGGCCAAAGAAACGACGUCGCAGAACGCCUUCACACUCGGCGGCGUCCUCUUCCAACGCGCCUGGUUACAGGGCGUUUUGGUCUCCGUCUCCGAUGACGCUCAAGGCCGUUUCGUUCUCGACGACGGCACCGGCGUCAUCCAUCUCUCCCUCUCCGGCGAUUUCCUUCACCGCAAUUGGAAGAUUGGCAUGUAUGUAAUGGUGGUGGGAGGAUACUUCGUCCGUUCAGGUGAACCACCCAUGAUUAAGGUACACAAGAUUGUUGAUCUUUCCCCGUUUCCAGAUCGAGAGUCAAUGUGGUAUCUUGAAGUCAUCGAAGCGUUCAAACUCUUCUAUCAACCUCUAUAUGAAGAAUGACAGCACCCACAUAACUCUGGCUCAUCUCUGGCCCCAAACCCCCACAUUUUGCUUAAUUCUGUAUGACAAAAUACCCAAAUCAUUUUUCCCUCCUCUCCGUCAAUCUUUGUCUUGACAGUAAUCCAAUGUAGGAUAUGGGAAUGCUUAUGUCUUCGUCUUUACAUCCAUGUAUAUUCUUUGAUAUCAAUACAUUCUUUUUUAAAACCUUAA
Vitis riparia (riverbank grape) is the source of this 696-nucleotide messenger RNA. RefSeq names its product recQ-mediated genome instability protein 2. Gene Ontology annotation, cellular component: nuclear speck; cytosol. The transcript has 3 exons. Lineage: Eukaryota; Viridiplantae; Streptophyta; Magnoliopsida; Vitales; Vitaceae. The record is from RefSeq and is a predicted model, not a curated record. Gene Ontology annotation, biological process: maintenance of rDNA; negative regulation of double-strand break repair via homologous recombination; regulation of sister chromatid segregation. The coding region runs from base 82 to 486 and encodes 134 amino acids.